Molecule: messenger RNA, 1907 nt
Organism: Prunus dulcis (almond)
Lineage: Eukaryota; Viridiplantae; Streptophyta; Magnoliopsida; Rosales; Rosaceae
Product: probable aspartyl aminopeptidase
Exons: 11
Coding region: 147-1613 (488 amino acids)
Biological process (GO): proteolysis
Molecular function (GO): aminopeptidase activity; zinc ion binding
Source: RefSeq, a predicted model, not a curated record
UCACGCAGAAUCGGAGUCCCAUUGAAAAACCUCAAAAGCUUGACAGCUGCUUGAAAGCCAGAAAUCUUGGAAUCUCCAAAUACAUACAAAAUAAGCUGAGAAAGAGAGACUUUACCAUCAAGAGAGAACGGAGAACAGAAACAGAGAUGGCAAGGCAAGAACCGAACUGUGAAGGAAGCUCAGUCGUCUCUGAUCUCAUCAACUUCCUCAACGCUUCUCCCACUGCUUUCCACGCCGUCGACGAGGCGAAGAAGCGCCUGCAAAACGCAGGGUACGAGCCAGUUUCAGAAAGAGAAGAUUGGAAAUUGGAAGCUGGUAAAAAGUAUUUCUUCACCAGGAACUACUCCACCAUUGUCGCUUUCGCAAUCGGUAAAAAAUAUGUUGCUGGAAACGGAUUCCAUAUAGUUGGUGCUCAUACUGAUAGUCCUUGUCUCAAAUUGAAACCCGUCUCCAAGGUAGUUAAAGGUGGGUACUUGGAAGUGGGUGUCCAAACCUAUGGAGGUGGCUUGUGGCAUACAUGGUUCGACCGUGACUUGACGAUUGCAGGAAGGGUGAUAGUAAGAGAAGAAAAAGAUGGCUCUGUUUCUUAUUCACAUAAACUUGUCAGAAUUGAGGAGCCCAUAAUGCGGAUCCCUACUCUGGCAAUUCACUUAGACAGGGAUGUCAGAGACGCAUUUAAGGUGAAUACGCAGAGUCAUCUUCUUCCUGUCUUGGCAACAUCAAUCAAGGCAGAGCUCAAUAAAGUGGUUGCUGAAAAUGGUCAGGCCGAUAGCGAUGCUCAGACUCAUGGAAAGAAAUCUAAUGAGAGAAACACCUCAAAUAACUCAAAGCAUCACUCACUUCUACUACAGCUGCUUGCAGAUCAGCUUGGAUGUGAACCAGAACACAUAAAUGAUUUUGAAUUGCAAGCAUGUGAUACUCAACCAAGCGUAGUAGCUGGUGCCACAAAAGAAUUUAUUUUCUCAGGAAGGCUUGAUAAUCUCUGCAUGUCAUUUUGUUCUCUGAAGGCAUUGAUAGAAUCUUCUGAAAGCAACCUGGAAGAUGAGACUGGUGUUAGAUUGGUGGCUUUGUUUGAUCAUGAGGAGGUUGGAUCUGAUUCCGCCCAGGGGGCUGGAUCUCCAGCCAUGUUAAAUACUCUUUCACGAAUUACAAACUCCUUUACCGCAGAUUCGAAGCUGCUUGAGAAAGCAAUCCAGAGGAGCUUUCUUGUGUCUGCUGACAUGGCGCAUGCCUUACAUCCUAAUUACAUGGACAAACAUGAAGACAAUCAUCAGCCCAAGUUGCACGGGGGACUUGUGAUCAAACACAAUGCAAAUCAACGCUAUGCAACCAAUGCUGUGACUUCCUUAAUAUUCAGGGAGAUAGCAAGGAAUCAUAACCUGCCAGUCCAGGAUUUUGCGGUUCGUAAUGACAUGGCAUGUGGUUCAACCAUCGGUCCCAUUCUUGCAAGUGGAGUGGGAAUACGUACAGUUGAUGUAGGAGCACCGCAGCUGUCAAUGCACAGCAUACGAGAAAUGUGUGCUGUUGAUGAUGUGCAGUAUUCAUAUGAGCAUUUCAAAGCCUUUUUCCAGGAGUUCUCUCAUCUGGAUGAAAAGAUUACAGUGGAUGCGUAGGUCUGCAGUCCUGCAUUCUUCAUCUUCUGUGAAGUUCAGUUGAAAGGAGUCUGCCAGUUGCUCUUGUGAGGUCUUUGCUUCCUCACCGAUGGAAAACACAGUAGUUGACUUAGGAAUAAGCGCUAUGAGUGGUUACUUUUGCGUUCAUGCAUUGUACUAUGCUUGGAGCAUCUUUUAAUUUAUUUUUCCAUUUACUUAAUCGUGCAUUACAUCUAUACUGUCAAUCUCUGAAAUUCUCACCGGAUCGAGAAAGUAAAUCAUAAAAAGCGAAAAAGCUUACUGACUUAUUGUUCA